Molecule: messenger RNA, 3995 nt
Organism: Scomber japonicus (chub mackerel)
Lineage: Eukaryota; Metazoa; Chordata; Actinopteri; Scombriformes; Scombridae
Gene: styxl2
Product: dual specificity phosphatase 27
Exons: 5
Coding region: 1-3534 (1177 amino acids)
Biological process (GO): negative regulation of MAPK cascade; protein dephosphorylation
Cellular component (GO): cytoplasm
Molecular function (GO): MAP kinase phosphatase activity; protein tyrosine/serine/threonine phosphatase activity
Source: RefSeq, a predicted model, not a curated record
AUGGCGUCGACCAAUGAGAACGGGGAGCGCGGGGAUCAGACGGUUCCCAAUGGAGACGAGGAGGAGAAGGAGGAGGAGAGCGUCCAAGACAUCCAGUCUCAUUAUCUACGCUGUCCAUCUCCGAGUUUCUCGAUGGCGUCAGAGUCCAGGUUCUCCAUGAUCUCCGGCUCGGAGGACGCUGCGAGCAUCUUCAUGGAGCCCAUCCACCUCUCAUCGGCCAUCGCCGCCAAGAAGAUCAUCAGCGAGGAGCUGCCGAACCGUCCCAUGCGAGCCGAGUCCAUCCCGGAGUCCAUGCUGGAGACCGCCGAGCAGCUGAUGGUGGAAGACCUGUACAACCGCGUCAAGGACAUGAUCGACGACCGCAGUCCUUACAACACCCCCUGUGUGCUGGACAUCCAGAGGGCCAUGGUGCAGGACCGCCUGGAGGCCCCCGUUAACCCCGUGGACGAGGUGUGGCCCAGCAUCUUCAUAGCUGAGAAAUCUGUUGCAGUCAAUAAAGCUCGUCUGAAGCGAAUGGGCAUCACCCACAUCCUUAACACCGCCCACGGCACGGGGGUCUACACGGGGGAGACUUUCUACGCAGGCAUGAACAUCCAGUACAUGGGCAUCGAGGUGGACGACUUCCCCGAUGCCGACAUCUCGGUGCACUUCAGGCCCACUGCUGAAUUCUUGGACGAGGCUCUGCUGACACACAAAGGGAAGGUUCUUGUGGUUUCCAUGAUGGGCGUCAGUCGCUCCGCUGUCCUGGUGGCGUCCUACCUGAUGAUCUUCCAGCACAUGUCCAUCAUGGAGGCCCUGACCUCCAUGAGGAAAAAACGUCCCAUCAACCCCAACGAGGGCUUCCUGAAGCAGCUGCGAGAGUUGAACGAGAACCUGAUGGAGGAACGCGACGACGACGAUGACACACUCAGCCAGUGUUCUGUCAUCGACGCUCGCACACGUGCUCGCAUCUUUGGCGAAGGCGGGGACGACUAUGAUGAUGACGAUGAUGAUGAUACAGAUAAAGAGGAUGAGCAGAGCAUGAUCGAGGUGAAAGCCCAGUCCAUCAUGAUGGAAGAAGAGGAGGAUGGAGCCAGCGUGAUGAGCAGCGUCGCCUCCUCUGCAGCUGCUGCGGCGCUCAGGAGUGGAUUGAUCGGAGCUCAGAACGGGCUGGACAACCAGGCGUCGACUGGUGUUCAAGAGGACGUCGUUCUUCCAGGGCAGGAGGGCGGGCAAGACGGGGAUGAUGACGACGGUGUGGGCAGCAUGAUCCGUGAGUGGCAGCGGAGAAAUGAAGUAUAUCAGAGUGAUGAGUGGUGGGAGGCACAGCUGAAUUGUGAAGGGGAGGAUGGGGAAUCUCUCACUGGGGGCAAACCAAGGCCUCCGGGAGGAUAUGGAGAUGCUGACGUUGAGAGCGUCACCAGCGAGGAUGUACGAGCUGUGAAGGAGCGGGUGAAGCGUCGCAACAGACGCCCUCCCUCCGAUGCGAUGUCCACCUCCAGCUGCACAAGUUACUCCGAUCUUUGGAAGCAGCGGCUGAAGGAGAUCGAGGAACAAGCAGCCGCUCGCUACCGCAAGAAAGAGGACGAUGAAGGCAGCGAGAGCACAGCCACAGAUGGAGGGGAAGGAGGAAAUAAGAAGGUUAAUGAUGAGGUGGAGAGCAUCCUCUCUGACACCAGCUCCAUGUACAACUAUUGCCAGAGGAACAAGGAGAAGAUGACACCUUUGGAGCGCUGGCGCGUCAAGAGGAUCCAGUUUGGCUGGAACAAGAAAGAUCGGGAGGACGGAGAGAAAAGUUCAGUCGGCGACGGUAACGGAGAGGAAGAGGCCAAGACACCAUCCCUGCAAGAGGUCAACCUGACGGCCUAUCAGUCAUGGAAGCUGAGGCAGCAGAAGCGUUACGGGGAGGAGGACAAAGAUGAGAUUUUGGAGAUGAGUCGGGGUGAAGACUCUGCGGCGGUGAGACGGAGACAGAGGCGCGAGGAGAUUCUGGAGCGAGCGAAGAAGAAUUUAGAAGAGAGUCAGUCCAUGUGCGGCUGGGAGAACGAGAGCUGCGUCAGCGGAGGUACGAUACCGCUCUCCGCCUUCUGGGCUGGAGCCGGAGUCACGGGAUCACCAAGCGUUGCCAACGACGACAACAUGUCGAUGCUCAGCGGCAGGUCUUCUGUCAUAUCUUCAGUUUCUCAACCUCGCAGCAUGAGAUCUGCACAAUCUGCUGCCCCGGUUAAUCCACUGACACCAGUUCCUCCUAUCGUCCCAGUUCCUACGAUGCAAGGCCCUGGAGGUGAGCCAAUGGUCAAUCUGUCCAGCAUCCAAAACUGGAUCGCUAAUGUCGUCUCUGAAACCAUCAAACAGAAGCAGACCGAGAUGAGCCUGCCUCCUCCAUCACGUGCAGGAUCGGAGUUCAGCUUCGGUCCUGCAGCGAGUGUGAUUUCUGGCCGAGGCGCAGACGAUGACAAAGCCUCAAUGUUAAGUGGUGCUUCCUACUCCAGCGCUCUGUCACAGGGUCGUGGCAGGGCGGCGUCGGUGCUCUCAGGUGGAGGAUCCAGCAGCGUCUCAGGCCUCACUGGAAGAGGCUCAGCACUGGGCUCCACACUGGGCUCCACACUGGGCUCCACACUGGGCUCCACACUGGGCACCAAGAAAAACAAAAUCACCACCACCAGCGUUCCUCUUUACAGCCUCUUCCAGGACCAAGUAAAUCUGGGCAAACUGGAUGCCAUAGACAAGGAGAUAAAGUCAGAGAUGAGGGGCAAGAUGGCAACCUAUGAAAAGAAGAAGAUCUUAGAGGACAACAGGCGUAGCACUCUCUACAAGAAGAAGAAACCGAAGGAGGAUGAAGACGAGGAGGAGGAGGAGAGCAAGAGGAAAGAGGAGGAGUUUCUUGAGGAAGCGAAGAAAAAGGAGAAACCUGUGAGGAGUUUCGGCCUCUCUGGGUGUUUGAAUCUCAACCCAGCGCUGGAGAAAAAUAAGAACACUAGCAUUGAUGACUGGCUGAAAAGUGUCAGACCUCCACCGAGAAAAUCUGCCUCUGGAUCUGAAGCAAUCCCAGAAGAGGAUCCGUACGAUGACCUCGACGCCUCCGCUUCUGAAUUCGACUACUCCAGCCGCAGAGCCUCCUACGCUGCCAAUGAAGAAGACGAGGAGGCGUACGGCGUUACCUCCAGAUACAGGUCAAGAUUACGUGAGAAUCUAUCAAGUGAAGACACGUCCUGUAACGGGUUCACGCAAUCCCAAAGCUACAGCCGAGCGGGGAGAUCGUACGGCGCUUACGCAGAGAGCGACGAGGGGACGGAAAGCUACAACGACUUCUCCACCAAGAGAAAAUUCACCCAUCAUACACGAUAUGAAAGCAGCGACACAGAAGGGCAGAGGAGCAGGAGGGAGGACGCCGAUGAUGAGGAUGAGGAGGAGGACAUCUCUGCCUUCAUCGCCCAAACAAGGCAGAGGGCCAGAGCGAAGGCCGCCGCCGAGGCCGAGGCCAAAGGCGACGAGGUGCUCAGCGCCUGGAGGGUGCAGCAGGAAACGAAGUCACAGAGUAGAAGUGAAUCUUAAAUGGAGAUCAAUAAGAAGGAAUAAUUAUGCUUUUUAAACUAGAAACUCUUUGAAAUUUGAGGAGUUUGUUUCUCAAAAUGAUUCAGAAUUAAUUCCUCGUGUGAUACUCCUAAAAUCAAGCAGGAAUAUAAAGUGCUGAGAGGUUGAUUAAAGACUUUCAUUAUGCACUAUUAAUCACAAAACACUGUAUUAACUGUACUGUCACUUGUGCUGUGUUUGAAGAUGGGCAGAAAAAAGCACCUCUGCCUUCGUGUUGUGCAUUAAAAUUUAAAAAAGGAUUCACAUUUAUCACUUGUAUAUUAAUAACUGUAACAACGGGCGUAUUUAUGAGCAGUUUAACCCUAAAUUAACUUUGUAGUUGCACAACUGUUGAAUGUAAAACUACUUGUAGAACACAUUUAGUGCAUAUUUUCAUAAAAGAUUAAUUAUUUUAUUGUUGCAAUAAAUGUUCUAGUAACUUA